UGGCUUCGACAAACAUCGUCUUUUGUCGGAAAUUGAGGCUCGAAUCAAGGAUGGAAGAGGAGGCACGCAAGCUUCUCGAGGAAGGAAUAAGAAAGAAAUUGCUCAGUCCUGGUAAAGGAGAGCUCUCGACUUUUCCAAAUGGAACAAAGGUAAUUUUCCAUUAUCGCACCAGCCUGUGUGAUGGCACGGUGCUGGAUGAUUCCAGAACCAUGGGAGGACGCAGCAAGCCCAUGGAGCUCAUCUUGGGCAAAAAAUUUAAACUAGCUGCUUGGGAGAGAGUGGUCAUCACCAUGAGACAAGGCGAAAUUUCAGAAUUCACCUGUGACACAAAGCACACAGCAUUGUACCCGCUUGUGUCCCAGUCCUUAAGAAACAUCAGUGCUGGUAAGGACCCCCUGGAAGGGCAGAGACAUUGCUGUGGGAUUGCUCAGAUCCACUCUCAUCAUUCUCUAGGCCAUAAGGACUUGGAUCAGCUUCAGGCCAAUCCACAGCCUCUUGUCUACACUAUUGAGCUGCUGGAGGUUCUGCCUCCAGGAACUUUCCAGCUCGAUGUUUGGGCGAUGACAGAUGAAGAGAAACUCCAGCUGGUGCCACAGAUCCAUGAGGAGGGAAACAUGCUUUUCAAACAGGGCAAAAUUACGGAAGCCUCGGGGAAGUACUACAACGGCAUUGCCUGCCUGAAAAACCUACAAAUGAAGGAGCAUCCUGGAGAUGAAGCGUGGCUCAAGUUGGACCAUAUGAUCACACCCCUGCUCCUUAACUACUGCCAGUGCAAGCUGCUACAGGGCCAGUACUACGAAGUCAUUGAACACUGCACAUCUUUGAUCUUCAAAUAUGAGGACAAUGUGAAGGCCUUCUAUAAGCGAGCUAAGGCCCACGCUGCAGUGUGGAACGAGGCAGAGGCUCGGGCAGACUUUGCCAGGGUGCUGGUGCUGGAUCCGUCGCUGGAGCUGUCUGUUGCCAAAGAGCUGAGGGUCAUGGAGGAGAGGAUCCGCUCAAAAGAUGCGGAGGACAAGGGUCGUUACAGAGGGCUAUUCAACAAAACGCCUGCCACUGCCACUACAGGUUGAAUCUCACAGUGGUUUGAAAUAAAAGGAUGCCUGGUAAUUUCAAGAUCGAGGGGAGACAGUAGACACUGCUGCUGUUCCAGUCUUACCCAUGCACCCAAGGUUAAUGCUCUGCCACCAAGCAGAAACCCUCCCACACGCUGUCAGGUUACUCAUUCGACUGCACCAGCAAGUUGCUCCUAAAUACCAACCCUGUUUUUUAGCCUUAUUUUCUCUGAUACAGCUCCUUCUCUUAAAAUGUUGAUUUAAGUGAUUAAGAUGUGCUGACACGAUCAGCUUGACUUAAGAGACAGUCAUAUAAACCCUCAUGUCUGUCUUGACCAGCAACAUAACACACUUGUAGGAUCAAUAUCUUCAGAACGUCUGGAUUACACUUUCUCAUAUUACCUGUAAUGUUUUCAGAUGAUAAUGGUAAAUGCUCAGAGUAAUGGGCUGCAUACAGAAUGUUAUUUAAAGCUUCAUUAUUCACAGGGAAUGCUGCAGUAAGAUAUUUUUUCAUUUAAUGAAUGAUGAAUUUAUCUGUUUGUGAAGUCAUUUUAUAGCAGUUUAGCAUUUAGCAAACACAAAUUCACCAGUGUUGUUUUAAACGAGUAUCUUAAGCAUUUAUUUUCUGCUUUUCUCUGAUGUAUGAAAGCUGUUGGAUAACCCUAAAAUACUUGCAAUUGUAAGCCAAAUAGGAGCUAUUCCAGACUGAAAUGCCCACGAUGGAGAAAACUUAGAGAUUAUUUUGUUUUUGCACAAGAUCUUCACAAACUCACACAUCAGACCCUCUUUUUGAUCCUGGUCACAGCAAGGCAUUGUAUUUAAGAGAUCAGUAUCUCCUCCCAGGGGCAGUGACAGGGACACAGAGCUUUCUGUGACAAUCAUUAUAAAACACAUGGGCUUGUGUUACCUGCUUUCUCCUUCGUACCAACUUUGUGUAUGUAAGACAUACUUUGUUUUGUUCGGUAAAACCCUCAGCACUUGCUUAUUAAGAGCUUGUUACGGUUCUUUUGAAGCAGUGGCUCAACCUGUCAGAAGUGGGCUGUAACUGAGGUCGUGAUUAUGUAUUUGGAAAUAAAUGUGCUAAUCUCUG
This is a messenger RNA of Cheilinus undulatus (humphead wrasse), 2142 nucleotides long. It is a transcript of the gene aip, whose product is annotated as aryl hydrocarbon receptor interacting protein. The record is from RefSeq and is a predicted model, not a curated record. NCBI's taxonomy places the organism in Eukaryota, Metazoa, Chordata, Actinopteri, Labriformes, Labridae. Gene Ontology annotation, molecular function: protein binding; peptidyl-prolyl cis-trans isomerase activity. Bases 51 to 1070 code for a protein of 339 amino acids. The transcript has 7 exons.